Molecule: messenger RNA, 1674 nt
Organism: Photinus pyralis (common eastern firefly)
Lineage: Eukaryota; Metazoa; Arthropoda; Insecta; Coleoptera; Lampyridae
Product: cytochrome P450 9e2-like
Exons: 4
Coding region: 42-1586 (514 amino acids)
Molecular function (GO): oxidoreductase activity, acting on paired donors, with incorporation or reduction of molecular oxygen; heme binding; iron ion binding
Source: RefSeq, a predicted model, not a curated record
GCUCAGUGCGCGCUUACACCUUUUAUUGAUGCUGCAUAAUCAUGCUCAUUAUAGUUUUGUUUGUUAUCGUCGCGAUACUGAUUUACUAUCAGUUCUUUGAACCGUUCACUUAUUGGAGGAAGAGAGGCGUUCCUCAUGAAAAACCCACGUUCCUCUUUGGAAACCUGGCACCGGUGAUCUUGCAGCAGAUGUCAAUGGCAGAUGCCUCCCUCUUGACCUAUCAACAGUUCAAGAAUGAAAGGUACAUUGGGGUCUACUACUUCCUGAAACCAGGCCUAGUCCUGCGCGACCCAGAACUGAUCAAGCUGAUCUUCGUGAAGGAAUUUGAAACCUUCCCGGAGCACAACACCUUCACGUCAGUCGAAGCCGAUCCAAUCUGGUCGAAUUCGCUCUUUGCAAUGCCAGGUGGGCAGCACUGGAGGGAUAUGAGGGCGAUCUUAAGUCCCACAUUCACAAGCAGCAAACUGCGUCAGAUGUUCUGCUUGAUCGACCAAUGCACGAAGCAAUUCAUCGAACACCUGGUCGCGCAAGGCGGCUUCGUCGAAAUGGAAAUGAAAGACGCAUUUUCAAAGGUGACGAACGACAUUAUUGCGACGACUGCUUUCGGAGUUACAUGCGAUUCACUUACAAACCCGACAAAUGAACUUUUUCGCAACGGAAAAGAAGUCAGUAACUUCAGCGGGUUCGCGAAUAGCCUCAAAUUCUUUAUCAGCAAUAUCAGCCCGAGUCUGGCUAAGCUUAUGAAGAUUCGCUUUAUAAGCGCGCCGACCACGGAAUUUUUUAGGCGUAUUGUCAAGGAAACCGUGACCUUAAGGGAAGAAAAGGGGGUGGUCCGACCGGACUUAAUUCACCUUCUCAUGGAAGCGCGAAAGGGAAAAUUAAAGCGCGACCAUAGCCCUGAUAACCAAAUCGCUGCGGUUUCCGAGCACUUUGAGGUUACCGACGAUAUCAUGACCGCCCAAGCGGUGGUCUUCUUCAUGGCCGGCUUUGAUACCUCUUCCACAGCUAUGUCGUAUACGACGUACGAGCUUGCGUUAAACUACGACAUUCAGCAGCGCCUCAUCGAUGAGGUUGAUCGCACUUUUGAGGCGUGUGACGGGAAAUUAACGUACGAUCUGCUGAUGGGCAUGAAGUACCUGGACAUGGUGAUCUCAGAAGCCCUGCGCAAGUGGCCUCCGUUUGCUAUCACCGACAGGUGCCCUGUUCGCCCAUUUACACUGCCUUCCACCAACGGCGAGAAACCCCUUCUACUCGACCGACAUGUCGUUUGCCAAAUACCGAUCUACGCAAUACAUCGCGAUGAGACUUACUACCCUGAACCCGUAAAGUUUGAUCCAGAACGUUUCAGCGAGGAGAACAAACACAAGAUCAAACCCUUCACUUAUUUACCGUUCGGUGUCGGACCACGAAACUGUAUAGGAUCAAGAUUUGCACUUCUCGAAGUCAAAAUAAUUAUAGCGCACAUUUUAAGAAAGUUUGAAAUUGUUCCGAUAAAGAACACUCCGAUUCCUCUAACGUUUAGUAAAGACAAUGUUAACCCUGUGUCCGAUAAGGGGUAUUGGGUGGGUUUAAAGCCUCGAAUGUGAUAUUUUUAGUACCAAAUGUAGGAUUUUAGUCAUUUAAUAUGUUAUCGCACAGUAUUCUUUAAAUAAAUAAUGCACAUUUUAUUUUGGA